UACCCAACAGGUCCAGCUGAAGCUGCAAACAUGGCUUCUGGGUGCAGCUUGUCAACUCUAUUUCCUCUUCAAAGUGUACUCGACGACGCAUUAAAUGACGCCGCGACACAAGAGGCGAUGGAAGCUCUCGUCUUCGAGUAUCUGAAAGACAUGGACGAGAGGGAAGAACUCAAGAUGCCUGACUUUGACACCGGUCUGGAAUGGCUUAACACGGAGGGCCCGCUGUCUUUCAGCAAGGAGCUGGCGGGAAAAUUGGUAGUACUGGACUUCUUUACCUAUUGCUGCAUCAACUGCAUGCACAUCCUGCCAGACCUUCACCAUCUUGAGCAGAGUCACUCAGUCCAAGAUGGACUGGUUAUUGUUGGAGUACAUUCUGCCAAAUUCCCCAAUGAAAAGGUUCUGGACAAUGUCCGCAGCGCCGUGCUCCGCUACGACAUCCGCCACCCGGUGGUGAACGACGGCGACGCGAGUCUCUGGCACCAGCUGGAGGUCUCCUGCUGGCCCACGUUGGUGCUGGUGGGCCCGCGGGGCAACUUGCUCUUCACGCUGGUGGGCGAGGGCCACCGCGACAGAUUAAGGCUCUUCGCCGACGUCAGCCUCCGUUACUACCGGGAGAAGAAGCUGCUGCUGGCGCACCCGGUGGGCGUCAAGCUCUACCGGGACUCGCUGCCUCCCAGCAUCCUGUCGUUUCCCGGGAAGCUCUGCGUGGACCGCGCCGGCGACAGGCUGGCCAUCGCCGACACGGGACAUCACCGCAUUCUGGUGGCGUCCUCCACCUGUCAGGUGUUGCACAUCAUCGGAGGCCCUGAAAGCGGAAGGCGAGACGGCUCCUUGUCUGAAGCCUCCUUUAAGUCCCCUCAGGGCGUGACCAUGAAGGGCGACGUCAUCUACGUGGCCGACACGGAGAACCACCUGAUCCGAAAGAUCGACCUGUCGGAAGGGCGGGUCAGCACGCUGGCCGGCCUCGGCGUCCAAGGUACGGACAAAGACGGCGGCGCCAUGGGAGACGAGCAGCCCAUCAGCUCUCCCUGGGACGUAGCGCUCGGAACAGCUGGCGGCGCGGAGGACAACGUGCUGUGGGUGGCCAUGGCGGGAACCCAUCAGAUUUGGGCACUGUUCCUAGCAGAUGGGAAACUGCCCAAAGGAAGCGAGUGCAAAGCGGGCACGUGCGUGCGAUGGGCCGGCAGCGGCAGCGAGGAGAACCGCAACAACGCCUACCCGCACAAGGCGGGCUUCGCCCAGCCUUCGGGUUUGGCCGUCGCCCCCGAGGAGCCGUGGGGCUGCCUCUUUGUGGCGGACAGCGAGAGCAGCACAGUGCGCACGCUGGCGCUGAAGGACGGCGCCGUCAAGCUGCUGGUUGGUGGCGAGAGAGACCCCACGAACCUCUUUGCUUUCGGGGAUAUGGACGGGAAGGGCGUGGAGGCCAAGCUGCAGCAUCCGCUGGGCGUGGCGUGGUCGCCGCAGCGAAACUUGCUCUACGUGGCCGACUCCUACAAUCACAAGAUUAAAGUAGUGGACCCCAAGACGAAGCAUUGCAGCACUUUGGCCGGCACGGGCGAAGCGGGCGACACCGUGGGUCCAGAUUUCGCCGUGUCCCGCUUCAACGAGCCCGGCGGCAUCUGCGCGGGCGUCGGCGGCAACCUCCUCUAUGUCGCCGACACCAACAACCACCAAAUCAAAGUGCUAGACCUCGGCUCCAAAAGCGUCUCGCUGUUCCCCCUUGUCUCGGACUGCGUAGACUCGGGACGCGCUAACGUGAAGGCUCCCAGCAAGACCCCGAAGAUGCCCCGAGGGGCCGUCAGGAUCGACCUGCCGCCGGUGUCGGCUAGUGCCGGACAGACCGUAGUCCUGUCGCUCGCGUUGUCGCUUCCCCAAGGAGCCAAACUCACCGACGAGGCGCCGAGCUGCUGGGCCCUCUCUGCCGAAGACGACGAGUGGCUUCUAGACGCGCAGGCGGUCACUGGCGCCAUCACGGAUCUGUCCAAGCCGCUGCGCGUCGCCGCCAAACUUCCGGACGUUCCGAAGAAACAGCGCGCGAGUCUCACGCUGAGCAUCUGGCUGUACUUCUGCAUGGCGGCGGGGGCGACCUGCACCAUGAGAGCGGCGGCCUUCUACCAGCCUCUCCAGCUCAAUGACAAUCCUGCCACGGACGAGGUUACUGUGACAUUGACACAUUCCCUCUAAAAAAAACAAAAUAAUCACAAAGCCUUAGAUUGUUUAAAUAAAAAACUAACUUACUACAAUAAUGUUGCGGUUAAACAAAAGGAGCAUGGUUACUAUUUUGCAUAAUUGAUUAUGGACAAAAUUUUUAAAAAAUCAGAACGUCCUGAACUCAGCCGGUAGACGCUCGCUUCAGAACCAAAACGUUCUCUCGGGCUCUCGUCGGCCAGCUGACAGAUGAGCUCCAGAUGCUUUUUGACCGCGGCGUCGCUCCAUUUGGGUAAAAGCGGGAUGCUUGCGAACCUGAUUUUCAUAAGCUGCAGUGCCCACGCUAAAAGCACUCCAUUACAUCAGAGCAGUAAUGGACAUUUAUUGUGACAAAUCAAAGCUCUAAUGCUCCUUGAACAAGAGCCGCAGCUUGAAAUAUGCAUGCCGGACUUUAUUUACGCAAGGAGUGAGGUAACAUGAUGUCACAAUCGGAACAGAAAAACCAUUUAGUACUACUCGUGAGAUUAGCAUCUCUUUUGCAAGUUUGUACAAACUGAUUGCGCCAUUGCAAAUAUUAUGUUCCAAAGCGCAGCACACUUGAAAGGUCGCUAAUAGCCCGUGAAAUGUUGCCAAUAUCAAAAGAGCUGAAAUGAACAAACCUUUAGAAGAAUCUAAAAAUGUCACAAGACAUUUGCACCCUUAAGUGCCUUGAAAAACGGUUGGCAAUAAUCUUUUUAAAUGCAAUGUUUUGUCUAUUGCUCAAAAUCAACUGCUUGUUUUUUGCUGUUUGUUUUAUAUCUUGUAAUAUCAUGGGAGAGGGAUGAUCAUGUGACUCCAUAGACCUGCUGUCCUCUCAGCUGUGGUCCCCCCAUGGGGUAGGUCAACAUUCAGGGGCCACUGUUGUGUCAAAGCAAGGACACAGUGGUUCUUUUCUGCACUUCAAUUUGCCCUAAUCGCAGUGACGGUCUCAAGGGGGACGACACGCCCCCUGACCCGAUCAUUUAUCUUUGGUGUGACGUAAGCACACAGGCAGUCCGGAAUGGUGGUGCCUCUGCCUCCUGAGGGAUUUUGAUAUGUAACAACUCUGUCUGUCAAAACGAAAUAAAGAAUGCAAGCCUGAAA
Molecule: messenger RNA, 3270 nt
Organism: Syngnathus acus (greater pipefish)
Lineage: Eukaryota; Metazoa; Chordata; Actinopteri; Syngnathiformes; Syngnathidae
Gene: nhlrc2
Product: NHL repeat containing 2
Exons: 12
Coding region: 31-2184 (717 amino acids)
Molecular function (GO): protein binding
Source: RefSeq, a predicted model, not a curated record